AUGGGUAAAAUUAAUCUUCAUGCCAAUCGAUUUUCUCAGCCAGCACGCUCUGUCGAACUAUUUCUAAAGGUUAAUAAUAUUCCGUAUGAGUUUCAUCCAAUUGAUGUUCCUAAAGGUGAUAAUCGCACUGAAUCGUUCCUAAAAAUUAACCCAACAGGAACUGUACCAGCUUUAGUGGACGAUGAAUUCUCUUUAUUUGAAAGCGUAGCCAUGAUUCAAUAUUUGGCUAAAAAAUAUUCGACUCCUGAUCAUUGGUACCCAAAGGAGAUCCGUGCCAGAGCUCGAAUUAAUGAGUAUCUCGCUUGGCAUCAUUUUAACACUAGGACAAACGGAGCUACUGGAUAUUUCAUUGCUUUGUUUAUAAAACCACGUUAUCUUAAAAUCGAAGUAAGUGAUGAAGAAGUACAAGAGGCUAAGGAAAAGUUUGAAAAGAUGUUGGAUGCAUUUGAGAGUUACUACCUGAAGGGUACAGAAUUUAUCAGUUCAAAUACAAUGUCGAUUGCCGAUAUUAUGGCACUUAAUGAACUUACUCAGCUAGUUGCAAUUGGAAUCGAACCUGGUAAAGAUAGGCCAAAAAUUGCCGAUUGGUAUGAAAGAUGCAAGCAGGCUUUGCAACCCCAUUUCGAUGAUGUGCACACUGACAUAUUCAGCUUAAGAAAAUAA
Messenger RNA from Trichoplax adhaerens, 663 nucleotides. RefSeq lists its product as uncharacterized. The transcript is spliced from 4 exons. Lineage: Eukaryota; Metazoa; Placozoa; Uniplacotomia; Trichoplacea; Trichoplacidae. Gene Ontology annotation, molecular function: glutathione transferase activity. Gene Ontology annotation, cellular component: cytoplasm. The record is from RefSeq and is a predicted model, not a curated record. Gene Ontology annotation, biological process: glutathione metabolic process. The coding region runs from base 1 to 663 and encodes 220 amino acids.